Messenger RNA from Stegastes partitus (bicolor damselfish), 1569 nucleotides. RefSeq names its product cystinosin, lysosomal cystine transporter (gene ctns). The transcript is spliced from 11 exons. The coding region runs from base 128 to 1273 and encodes 381 amino acids. Gene Ontology annotation, molecular function: L-cystine transmembrane transporter activity. Gene Ontology annotation, cellular component: lysosomal membrane. The record is from RefSeq and is a predicted model, not a curated record. Lineage: Eukaryota; Metazoa; Chordata; Actinopteri; Pomacentridae. Gene Ontology annotation, biological process: L-cystine transport.
UUCAAAAACGGAGCUCUUUGCAGGCUAACGCUGCUUUGUCAACAACUUACUGUGUUCACAUCUUUCUGUAAACGUGAUGGGCUCAGGUUUUCUGCUCAAACAUUAAGGUUGUUGUCACUUGGCAGAGAUGGCUGGUUUAGGCAUGGAAAAGAGAUGGCUCGCUGCUCAGCUGUUGGUCUUGUGGAUAAUGACCAACAACUCUGAGUCAAGAGUAUGCUUGUCUGCUCCGAAUGCUGUCACACUGGAGAAAUACUCUGAAGCCAACAUCACUAUUACUUCCAGUUCACCUGUCAACCAGUCAGCUGUGAUUGUAUUAAAUGUAACCUACAGCUCCAAGUGGAACUACUCAUCUAUAGUUACAGUGCCUGAGCAGGUGUUGCUGCCAGCAGAGACUACCUCAGUCAGUUUCAAUGUGACCGCUCAUGAUGUCGGUCAGGUGACCACAUACCUGCUUAGCAACAACACAGAACUCAACAGUUUCCCUGUCAGGAUCCGCUUCAUAGUGGUCCACAGCAACAUUCUGUCAAUAAUCAGUCAAGUGAUUGGCUGGAUUUACUUUCUGGCCUGGUCGGUGUCUUUCUAUCCACAAGCUUGGGAAAACUGGAGGAGGAAAAGCGUUGUAGGUCUCAACUUUGACUUCCUCGCUCUCAACCUGACAGGAUUCAUUGCUUACAGUGUGUUUAACAUAGGGCUGUUCUGGGUGCCUUACAUAAAGGAGGAGUUUCUGAAGAGGAACCCAAAUGGAAUCAACCCUGUCAAUGCUAAUGAUGUUUUCUUCAGUCUCCAUGCUGUCCUGCUCUGUUUGGUUUACAUCAGCCAGGCUGUUAUGUAUGAGAGGGGGAGUCAGAGAGUCUCGUGGACGGCCUUGUUCUUGUUGCUGAUUGGCUGGACAUUUGCUUUGAUCAGCUUAUUUCUUGCUGUGGCCAAACAAAUCACCUGGUUGGACUACCUUUACUAUUUCUCCUAUAUUAAGCUAGCAGUCACUCUGAUCAAAUAUGUGCCACAGGCAUACAUGAACUACAGAAGAAAGAGUACAGAGGGGUGGAGUAUUGGCAACGUGCUGCUGGACUUCACUGGUGGAACCCUCAGUAUUCUACAGAUGAUCUUACAGUCUUACAACAAUGAUGAGUGGAGGCUGGUGUUUGGCGAUCCUACAAAGUUUGGUCUGGGUCUGUUCUCUGUAGUGUUUGACAUCCUCUUCAUGAUCCAGCACUACUGUCUGUACAGACGGUCACCUCAGUAUGAAACUGUUCCAGAACCGCAACAAGACUGAUGCCGACUCAUUGCUGUGAUACAAGGAAGCACAUCUUACCAACUAGUAAAGGGACUGAAGCUACUGAAGAAGAAGAGUUGCCCAGAGCAGGGUUUACAUGUCUGAUUUGGAUGCAGCAGCAGGGAGAUCACUGUUUGUCACUUUUUGUAAAUUAUCUCAGAAUUAGCACCUAUCUUUUUUAUAAUAAAUGUAUAAAUACCAUAGUGCCUGUAAAAAAUAUAUAUAUAAAGAAUGAAAAAAAAAAAAAAAAACUCCUGCAAAUUAAACUUUGCUGACAUGGCCUUUGUAUAUCUGCA